Messenger RNA from Notechis scutatus (mainland tiger snake), 418 nucleotides. NCBI's taxonomy places the organism in Eukaryota, Metazoa, Chordata, Lepidosauria, Squamata, Elapidae. The record is from RefSeq and is a predicted model, not a curated record.
CAGAACACUCUGUCUUCACUUGAUCUGUCUUUUCAAUCUUCUUUUCUCUCUCCCCAGUCUAUAAGGACAUGGCAAUGGCCUCUUCAUCUUUACAGCAUGCUUUUAUUUUUAUACUCCUGGGGAGCAUCAGGACUUUAGCCUUGGACAAAUAUAUUGCAGCAGUAUUCGAACAUGCAGUCAUACUGCCAGAAUCCACAGUGAAACCUGUUUCCCCCGAAGAGGCCUUAAAACUGAUGAACCAAAACAUAGACAUCUUAGAAGAUGCCAUCCAAAAAGCAGCAAAGCAGGGAGCACAUAUCAUUGUGACUCCAGAAGAUGCCAUAUAUGGAUUUUUCUUCACCAGAGAGACCAUUUAUCCUUACCUUGAGGACAUUCCAGACCCACAGGUCAACUGGAUUCCAUGUACUGAUCCUGAAAG